AGACCAAGGGAAAACUUAAAAAGACCGAUUUAGUCCCAAAUAAAAAUUUGUAAAAUGAUUAUUACAAUAAAGAAUCUGCAGCAGCAAACGUUCACAAUUGACUUUGAUCCAGAAAAAACGGUUUUGGAGCUUAAAAAUCAAAUCUUUUACGAACGUGGUGCAGAAUACCUUGUGGAGAAACAAAAACUGAUUUAUGCUGGCGUCAUUCUAACAGAUGAGCGAACAAUUAGUUCGUACAAAGUUGAUGAAAAAAAGUUCAUUGUAGUGAUGCUCAGUCGAGACAUAAGCGGAACUAGCAGCAACACAAAUGCAGAUGGACAGCGAAAGCAGCCCAACGAGCAAAUGGAAGGCUCAACAACUGGAAUUGAUAAGAAGCCUGUUCUACAAAACGCGAUUGCAUCCUCAGCCGAGAAGGGAAUAAUUAAUAAUAAUAAUAGGUCAARUGAUGUUUUAGGAGUCGAGAUAGAAAGAUCUGGAUCAUCAUCUCAAACUCAAAUAUCGACUGCACCUGAAGUUCCAAUUCCAGCUGUUACCACGGCCAUAACAACUGAUUAUUCUAGUAUUGACUUGGUUGGUGAAUUAGCCAAUGCCUCACUACAAUCGCGCGCCGAAUCCAAUUUACUUAUGGGCGAGGAGUUCAAUAGGACCGUUGCAUCAAUGGUCGAAAUGGGCUAUCCCCGAGAUCAGGUUGAGCGAGCAAUGGCAGCUAGCUUUAAUAAUCCCGAACGUGCUGUCGAAUAUUUAAUAAACGGCAUACCGCAGGAUGAGAAUUUAUUGAAUCCAGGUGAUGAGGAAGAUCCGAACAGAGUGGAAACGAGUCAUCGUCAGGGUGGUUUGACGGCGGAAUCGGCAGCUGAUCCAUUCGAGUUUUUACGCAGUCAGCCACAAUUCCUACAGAUGCGCUCCCUAAUAUACCAAAAUCCACAUCUUUUACAUGCUGUUCUGCAACAGAUUGGACAAACAAACCCAGCUCUUUUACAACUUAUUUCUGAGAACCAAGAUGCGUUUCUAAAUAUGUUAAACCAGCCUCUUGAUGAGGAGGCAGCCGAUAAUGCUCAACGUGCUGGUCGGACACAGUCGUCGAGUCCAAGACGAACAGAGAGCACGCCCACAACCAACCCCAGUGAAGAGGCGACUGCAGGAGGUCACCGUUCUGUUGCUGGCUCCGAUAAUCCGUCGAUUGCAAUCGCCCCCGAAGGCGAUGAUUCAGUUGCAACGGGAAGAAAUAUACAGGCAGAAAACCUAGCAACUAUUCGACUAACCCCGCAAGAUCAAGACGCUAUUGAGCGGCUGAAGGCGCUUGGAUUCCCGGAAGCGCUUGUUUUACAAGCUUAUUUUGCAUGUGAAAAGGAUGAGGAACUCGCUGCUAACUUCUUGCUUUCGUCCAGUUUUGAUGAGUAAAAUAACCUAAAGCUAUAUAAGUCGUUAUAAUAAA
Drosophila arizonae is the source of this 1435-nucleotide messenger RNA. RefSeq names its product UV excision repair protein Rad23 (gene Rad23). Gene Ontology annotation, cellular component: cytosol; nucleoplasm. Lineage: Eukaryota; Metazoa; Arthropoda; Insecta; Diptera; Drosophilidae. Gene Ontology annotation, molecular function: ubiquitin binding; damaged DNA binding; polyubiquitin modification-dependent protein binding. The record is from RefSeq and is a predicted model, not a curated record. Gene Ontology annotation, biological process: proteasome-mediated ubiquitin-dependent protein catabolic process; nucleotide-excision repair.